GCAGAGGCCCUGGCCCAGGGCUGGGCUUGGUUGUCAUGAGAGUGGAGGCUGCGGCCGGGGCGAUGGGCAGAGGCGGCCGGGUCUGCUUCUUCUCUGUCACUGCCGCAGCAGCUUGGGGUGCAAGGCGGCCUGGGGCGGCGGAAGGGACGCCCCCCGAGUUCCGUCUGAGGAAGCGGCGGCUGCCGAGGAAGUCCACGAGAGCCAGGUCCCGCACGCCCCUGGGGUCCGGGUGCUGAGGCGCCGCCUGGCCGCCUCCCCGGGCCGCGGCACCGCUCCGACCCAGCCGCCCUCUCCACCGGGGCCGCGGCAGCGCCAGUCGGGGCCCUUCCCUCUAAGCAGCCCAAACGUGCAGAAUGCCCCACAAGAUUGGAUUUGUAGUCGUCAGCUCAUCUGGACACGAAGACGGCUUCAGUGCCCGGGAGCUCAUGAUCCACGCGCCAACUGUCAGUGGGUGGCGGUCACCUAGAUUUUGCCAAUUUCCACAAGAAAUUGUCCUUCAAAUGGUGGAGAGAUGUCGAAUAAGGAAACUACAGUUACUUGCUCACCAGUAUAUGAUUUCAAGUAAAAUUGAGUUCUACAUUAGUGAAAGCUUGCCUGAAUAUUUUGCACCCUAUCAAGCAGAGCGGUUUCGAAGACUUGGAUGUGGAAAUUUUCUUAAGAAUGCUAAUUAGAUGACCAAUCUGGCCAACAUGGUGAAACCGUGUCUCUACUGAAAAUACAAAAAUUAGCCGGGCAUGGUGGUGAGCGUCUAUAAUCCCAGCUACUUGGGAAGCUGAGGCAGAAGAAUUGCUUGAACUUGGGAGGUGGAGGUUGGAAUGAGCCAAGAUCGCGCCACUGCACUCCAGCCUGGGUAGCAGAACAAGACUCCAUCUCAACAACAACAACAACAACAAAAGAAGAAUACUAAUUAGAAUUUGAGUUCUAGGGGUUUUUCCUAGGUUUUUCAUUCUAGACUUAGCUUUUAUUCAAACCUGUUGAUCCUGCAUAGGGGUAGUCUAGCUUUAAAAAAUAAAACAAUAAACAUAAAUGAGCCUAUUGAGUUCAAUCAGAGUAGGGAGCAGUUUUAUUGAACAGCACAUUUUCAAAUUCUUCAGUUGUGUUUUGUUUUUCAGCUACGUGUCUCUCUGUGAUAAUGAAAAGACAGGUUGCAAAGCCCGGGAACUAAAAUCAGUUUAUGUGGAUGCAGUAGGACAAUUUCUUAAACUGAUUUUUCACCAAAACCAUGUCAACAAAUACAACAUAUAUAAUCAGGUUGCUUUGGUUGCCAUAAAUAUCAUUGGAGACCCUGCAGAUUUCAGUGAUGAAAGCAAUACUGCCUCUCGAGAGAAGUUAAUUGACCACUACCUUGGGCACAACAGCGAGGACCCUGCUCUAGAAGGAACGUACGCCAGGAAAUCUGACUAUAUUUCUCCGCUAGAUGACUUAGCUUUUGAUAUGUACCAAGAUCCAGAAGUUGCACAGAUCAUACGAAAAUUAGAUGAAAGAAAACGGGAAGCUGUCCAAAAGGAACGCUAUGAUUAUGCCAAGAAACUAAAACAAGCCAUUGCUGAUUUGCAAAAGGUUGGUGAGCGCCUUGGGAGGUAUGAGGUAGAGAAACGCUGUGCCGUGGAGAAGGAAGACUACGAUCUCGCCAAGGAGAAGAAGCAGCAGAUGGAGCAGUAUCGUGCCGAGGUGUACGAGCAGCUGGAGCUGCACAGCCUCCUGGAUGCCGAGCUGAUGCGAAGACCUUUUGAUUUGCCCCUCCAGCCCCUCGCUCGUUCUGGCAGUCCUUGCCACCAAAAGCCAAUGCCCUCACUACCACAACUGGAAGAAAGAGGAACAGAAAACCAGUUUGCAGAACCUUUCCUUCAGGAAAAGCCUUCAUCAUAUUCUCUAACUAUUUCUCCUCAGCAUUCUGCAGUAGACCCGUUACUCCCUGCCACAGAUCCUCAUCCAAAGAUCAAUGCAGAGUCCCUGCCCUACGAUGAGCGGCCUCUUCCAGCUAUUCGUAAGCAUUAUGGGGAGGCAGUGGUGGAGCCGGAAAUGAGUAAUGCAGACAUCAGCGAUGCUCGGAGGGGAGGCAUGUUAGGGGAGCCAGAGCCCUUAACCGAGAAGGCCUUGAGAGAAGCCAGCUCUGCCAUCGAUGUGUUGGGAGAAACCUUGGUUGCUGGGGCCUAUUGUAAGACGUGGUCCUACCGAGAGGACGCACUGCUUGCCUUGUCUAAGAAGUUGAUGGAAAUGCCUGUUGGAACCCCAAAAGAAGAUUUAAAGAACACACUGAGAGCAUCCGUCUUUCUCGUUAGAAGAGCCAUAAAGGACAUUGUGACCUCCGUUUUUCAGGCUUCUUUGAAAUUGUUGAAAAUGAUCAUUACACAAUAUAUUCCUAAACAUAAGCUGAGUAAACUUGAAACAGCUCACUGUGUGGAGAGGACCAUUCCCGUUUUGCUCACCAGAACUGGAGAUUCUUCUGCCCGCCUCCGCGUCACAGCUGCAAAUUUUAUUCAGGAAAUGGCCUUGUUUAAAGAAGUUACGUCUCUCCAAAUUAUUCCAUCCUACCUGGUGCAGCCAUUGAAAGCAAACUCUUCAGUUCACCUGGCAAUGAGUCAGAUGGGCCUCCUGGCCCGGCUGCUGAAAGACCUGGGCACUGGCAGCUCGGGCUUCACCAUUGACAACGUGAUGAAGUUUUCAGUGAGUGCCCUGGAGCAUAGAGUGUAUGAGGUCCGCGAGACGGCGGUUCGAAUUAUUUUGGACAUGUACAGACAGCACCAGGCUUCCAUCCUGGAGUACCUUCCUCCAGACGACAGCAACACACGCAGGAACAUUCUCUACAAAACCAUUUUUGAGGGAUUUGCUAAAAUAGAUGGCAGACCUACAGAUGCUGAGAUGAGGGCACGGAGAAAAGCGGCUACAGAAGAAGCAGAAAAACAAAAGAAAGAAGAAAUAAAAGCUUUACAAGGGCAGCUGGCAGCACUGAAAGAAAUUCAGGCUGAAGUUCAGGAAAAAGAAAGUGAUGCUGUGAAGCCAAAGAAUCAGGACAUUCAAGGAGGGAAAGCAGCCCCUGCUGAAGCUCUGGGAAUCCCGGAUGAGCACUAUCUAGAUAAUUUGUGUAUUUUUUGUGGGGAAAGGAGUGAAUCCUUCACAGAGGAAGGUCUGGAUCUCCACUACUGGAAGCACUGUCUCAUGCUGACAAGAUGUGACCACUGCAAACAGGUGGUCGAGAUAUCCAGUCUGACGGAGCACUUGCUGACAGAAUGUGACGAAAAAGACGGGUUUGGAAAGUGUUACCGUUGCAGUGAGGCUGUUUUCAAGGAAGAGCUGCCCAGACACAUAAAACACAAGGAUUGCAACCCUGCCAAACCAGAGAAGCUGGCGAACCGGUGUCCUCUGUGUCAUGAGAACUUCAGCCCUGGAGACGAGGCAUGGAAAGCUCACCUGAUGGGCCCAGCCGGCUGCACGAUGAACCUGCGCAAGACACACAUUCUGCAGAAGGCCCCGGCACUGCAGCCAGGGAAAAGCUCAGCUGUGGUCGCAUCAGGCCCCUCGGGGUCAAAGGCCGGAAGCAAGAUCCCCACCCCGAAGGGCGGACUGAGCAAGAGCUCCAGCAGGACGCACGCCAAGCGCUGACGCGGCGCUCGGGCUCCUUGGUCUCUGUGAGGGAUGGAGCAGGUCUCCUGAUUCUACACCAUCUCUCCAGCACUCUCUGGCCUUGGUGGCCCCAUGCCGUGGCUGCUGUCCCCAGCUCCCCGCCGUGCACGCCUCUUACGCGUCUGUGCCGUCAGCUCUCGUGCAAACGAUAUGGAUGCAGCUAACCAAAGAUCCCGCAUGCAGUGCCAGGACGUGGCCGCACUGUACAUUAAGCCUUCAGGGCUGUCUCAGGCCUUCCUUAGAAUCAGAGGAGGAAGCGUCCUGUUUGGAGAGAGCCAGAGAGCACCGCCAGGGAGGCGCUCGCGCAAGGCCACGGCCAGCACAGGCACGGUCCCGCUCUCCUUAGUGCUUGGAGCAAUUUCCAUAAAACAUUCACCAGAAACCUUUUGCACAUCGGUCUCUGCCACACGCAGUAGAAUUUCCGCAGGGCUGUGGCUCGGCCAGCGGUGGUUCCAGGAGAGUGGCGGUGCGCACGGGCCUCCAGCCGUGCCUUCUCCCUGCAGGCCCCGUCUGCUGGGCCUGCUGCCCAGUGCACUCAGCCCCGGGUAGCAGAACUCACGUUCCCACUAUAGCAAGAAAUAAAGGCAAAAGAGAACA
Pan troglodytes (chimpanzee) is the source of this 4221-nucleotide messenger RNA. RefSeq names its product centrosomal protein 104 (gene CEP104). The record is from RefSeq and is a predicted model, not a curated record. Bases 1027 to 3603 code for a protein of 858 amino acids. The transcript has 22 exons. Gene Ontology annotation, cellular component: cilium. Lineage: Eukaryota; Metazoa; Chordata; Mammalia; Primates; Hominidae.